Gaeumannomyces tritici R3-111a-1 is the source of this 2332-nucleotide messenger RNA. RefSeq names its product ATP-dependent RNA helicase DED1. Gene Ontology annotation, molecular function: RNA helicase activity; RNA binding; ATP binding. Gene Ontology annotation, cellular component: nucleus. The transcript has 4 exons. The record is from RefSeq and is a predicted model, not a curated record. Bases 146 to 1975 code for a protein of 609 amino acids. Lineage: Eukaryota; Fungi; Ascomycota; Sordariomycetes; Magnaporthales; Magnaporthaceae.
CUUUGGAUUCGGCCUCUUUCUUUUGCCAGAUCCUGUCCCCAGCACUGGUCCAGAAGACUCGUUCUGGAAUCGCUGCGUUGAUCACACUUGUCCAGAAAGCAACAGAAUCCAUCAAGCACAAGACAACAGUCUGACAUCAGCCAAAAUGUCUGGAUGGGAGACAUCCAACGAGCCUGGCACCCAGCAGGGGGUCCAGGCCCACGACGCCUUUGGGGUCAGCCAGAUGGCAGCCGAUCUCCCCGAGACUGGCAAGGCUCCUACUGAGCCUGAGCCUCAGACUCUGGAGUCCCAGGGCGGCUGGGUCGACCGUACAGCUUAUGACUACGGCAAUGAGGAGCGCAAUCAUACCUGGGAGGGUGACGCCCGCAUCUAUGAGUGGGACGGUGAGGAGGGCGACCUGGGCCCCGAAGUCCCUCAGCUCGAGGAUGAGCUCUUCGGUCCCAAGAACAAGGACCAGGGCAGUGCCGGCAUUGAUUUCUCCACCAUUGCCAGCAUCGAUCUUGUCCAGGAGGGCCCGGUCCGCGUUGCUCCCGCGCUCAAGUUCCAGGAUGCUGGCCUGCACCCUGCCAUGCUCAAGAACAUCGAGCUGUGUGGUUACAAGACGCCGACUCCCAUACAGUCAUACUGCCUGCCUGCCAUUCACAAGGGCUAUGACGUGAUCGGCAUCGCGCAGACUGGGUCCGGAAAGACGGCCGCCUUCCUGAUCCCCAUCAUCAACAAGCUCAUGGGAAAGGCCAAGAAGCUCGCGGCACCCCGCCCUAACCCGGCCACUUACAACUUCGACAUCCAUGGCCCCAUUCGCGCCGAGCCGCUAGUCUUGCUUAUUUGCCCGACUCGUGAGCUCGCAAUCCAGAUCUUCAACGAGGCUCGCAAGCUCUGUUACCGUAGCAUGCUCCGCCCAGGCGUUGUCUAUGGAGGCGGUCCUUUUGGCGCCCAGGUCCGUCAGAUCGGAAAGGGCUGCGACAUUCUCUGCGCCACUCCCGGACGCCUGAUCCACUUCAUGGAGCGCCCUGAGCUCCUGACGCUGCGUCGUCUCAAAUACAUGGUCAUUGACGAGGCGGACGAGAUUCUACACGACGACUGGACCGAGGACCUCGAGAAGAUUCUUUCUGGUGGUGAGCAGGAGGAGGGAAACAUCAACUACCUUCUUUUCUCGGCCACUUUCCCCAAGAAGAUUCGUGACCUCGCCAAGACGCACCUUUCUGAGACGCAUGUCCGCUUCCGCGUCGGCCGUGCUGGCAGCACCCAUGCCAACAUCAUCCAGAGCGUUGUCGAGACGGCGCCCUUCAACAAGCGUCAGGCUCUCACGGACCUUCUCAACUCGCUGCCGCCCCAGCGCACCAUCAUCUUCGUGAACUCGAAGCAGAAGGCUGAUGAGCUUGACGACUACCUCUACAACCAGGCGCGUCUUCCUGUCACUUCGAUGCACGCCGACCGGACCCAGCGCGAGCGUGAGGAUGCUCUCCGUGCCUUCCGCAAGGGAACCACGCCCAUCAUGGUUGCGACGGGCAUCUCGGCGCGCGGCAUCGAUGUUCGCAACGUGGCUCAUGUCAUCAACUACGAUCUGCCCAGCAUGGAGCAUGGAGGAAUCGAGGAGUACACGCACCGCAUCGGUCGCACUGGCCGCAUCGGUCACAAGGGCAUGGCCACCUCAUUCUUCACCGAUCGCGACGAACCUCUUGGAAGCGUCCUUGUGCGCACCAUGCUGGAGACCCAGCAGGAGAUCCCCGAGUUUCUCGCCCACCACAUUCCUGAGGGUGAGGCCCGUGAGAACCUCAAGUUUGAGGCUGACUCCGACUUUGAGCAGGAGAAUGACAACGGUGGUGGUGAUGCCGGUGGUGGCUGGGGUGCCACCAAUGACGACAACGCCAACUCGGGUGGCGGCUGGGGCGCUGAUGCUGAGGAGAAGUCUGCCCCUCAGGACGCCAAGGAGAAGACUCAAGGUGGCUGGGGAAGCACUGGCACUGGCUGGUAAGUGGUUGACAGGGAGUCUGGUUCAGAAGUGAUGCCUGAACUAGACUCUCUUGUUGAGAACCCACAGCCAGGCUAACUCCCCGGGCACGCAAUGAAUUCAGUUGGGAUUGAGAGAGGCAAGAAGGAUGGUUGGUGAGAAUAGGACAAUGGCUUGAUCAUGGGCCACUACGGUCGAGGAGGACAGAGAAGGUUUUUCGUAGGAGCUCGGUCUACUUGGCGGACAUUUGCGGUUAUUUGUCUUGAGACUCGCAUCUAGAGACAUAACUGCUUCUCGUUUGGCCGCCAGGAGACCAUCUCAUACCAUCUCGUCUCCUAGUAGACCAAACUAGCAUAGGAAUCAGAAAAGGAGUUCAUCCAA